AUGGCUUUGAACAUUAACGAGAAAGGUAGUGAUAAUCUGUAUGAUCUUCUUGGUCUGAAGAAGGAAUGCACGACCACUGAGCUCCGUACUGCUUAUAAAAAGCUUGCUCUUAGAUGGCAUCCAGAUCGUUGUACAUCAAUGGGGAACUUGGAGUUUAUAGAUGAAUCAAAGAAGAAGUUUCAGGGCAUCCAAGAGGCCUACUCUGUUUUGUCUGACUCCAACAAGAGGUUCCUCUAUGACGUUGGAGCUUAUAAUAGUGAUGAUGAUUCUGACCAAAACGGAAUGGGAGAUUUCUUGAGCGAAAUGGCUGUAAUGAUGAAUCAAUCCAAGCCUAGUGAGAACAGUUCAGGGGACAGUUUUGAACAGUUGCAAGAUCUCUUUCAUGAGAUGUUUCAAGGAGACGCUACAGCAUUCUCCUCCUCAUCGUCAUCACCUUACUCUGCUUCAACUUUCACUUCCUCUUGCAGCUUUGUGUUUGACUCCAAUACUCAGCAGUCACCGUUUGAGACAACAAGUUCGUUUGGGAUUAAUGAUCCUUUUUCAUUUGAUCCUAGAGCUGCUCAUACCUUCUCUUUAGGGGUUGAACAUCAGCAGGAUUUCAAGAAAGGGAAGAACAAUGGUGGGAGAAGAAACAGGAGAAAGAACAAUGUUCAAUCUGGUGGUCACCAAACGUCGUCGUCAAACAACUAUGGAGUCCCCACCUCAUAG
Messenger RNA from Eruca vesicaria subsp. sativa (arugula), 708 nucleotides. Lineage: Eukaryota; Viridiplantae; Streptophyta; Magnoliopsida; Brassicales; Brassicaceae. The record is from the annotation of a GenBank genome assembly.